AUGUUUUUCUUUUUUCUUUUCUGUUUUUCGCCUCCUUUUGUUAUUUUUGUUUUUCCAUUCCCCACUUUUUCUUUUUUCUUCUUUUUUUUGUCCCUUUUUCUUUUUUUGACAUUUUCUUUUUCGUCUUUUUUUUCGCCUUUUUUCUUUUUCGACGUUUUUCUUAUUCGCCCUUUUUCUUUUCUCUCUUUUUCUUUUUCGCCCUUUUUCUUUUUCGCCUUUUUUCUUUUUCGUCUUUUUUCUUUUUCGCCCUUUUUCUUUUUCUUCUUUUCAUUUCUUCUUUUUCCAUGUUUCCUUUUAUAUUUUUCACCUAUUUUAUUUUUCUCCUUUUCUUUUCUUCUUUUUCUUCUAUUUAUUUCUCCUUUUUCAACUUUUCCUUUUGUUUUUUUCUCUUUUUCUUUUUCUCCAUUUCAUCUUUUUCCUCUUUCUCUUUUUCUUCUAUACGUUUCUUCUUUUUCCACUUUCUUUUUUGUAUUUUUCUUUUUUCUUUUAUCCAUUUUUUUUUCUUCUUUCUUUUUCUCCCUCUUUUCUCCUUUUUUCUUUUUCUCCUUUUUUUCUUCUCCUUUUUUCUUUUUAUUCUAUUUACUUCAUCUUUUUCCACUAUUUCUUUUGUAUUUUUCUCCUUUUCGUCUCUCUUUCGCUCUUUAUCUAUCUUUACCUCAGUCUUUCCUUCGUCUUUCAUCUUCGCCUUUGUCGUCUUCAUUCCAUCUUUUCUUUUCGAUAUUCAUUUAUUUCUUUAUUUUACUAUUAUGUUCUUCUUUUCCAAAUUGUACAUUUUUCGAUUUUCAUAUUCCUUCCAUUUUUUAUCUUUCUUUUUUUUUUAUCUUUCUUUUUCCGGUCCCCUUUUUCUUUUUACUUUAUUUUUCAUUCUUCUUUUUUCUUUUUCCUCCUUUCUUUCUUUUAUUCGUUUCUUCUCUUUUCACGUUCUCUUCCGUAUAUUUUCUCUAUUUCCUUUUGUUUUCACUCUUUAUCCUUUUUUUCUUUAUUCUUUCCUUUUUCUUUCUUUUCUCCCCAAACCUACCAUUCUCUUUUUUCACUCUCUUUCCAUCACUUCUUUUUUCUCAUCAUCUUUCCCCGCUCCGUUCUUUAUUAGAUUCGUUCAUCUAUCUUUACUCUCAGUCCAUCGCACGUCGCUUAAUCUUAGUGCUUGCCAUAUUCACUCCGUCUUUGCUUUUCGUUAUCCAUUUAUUUGUUUAUUCAACUAUUGUUUUAUUUUUCUCUUUCCUCUGUACGGUUUCGAUCCCUUCUUUUUCACACUCUUUCAUCUCUCUCACCAAACUACCUAUCAUCAUCUUCCUUCCCAACACCAUCCGACAUCUUACGCGUGACUACAACGAAUGCGGCCACUCGGCUGUACCUACUGACAGUUUUCACUUGUCAGUGGUCUUCGUUUUUCUUCAAGAAAGAGUAAACAAAGCUAAUGGAAUAAUAGAAUAUUCUCCGCCAUCUUUGUCUCGUGUCUUUCCGGCUGCUGUUCAACUCGAUCGGGCAAUUGGCUUCCGUUUUUGUAUAGGUGGCGAAGUCGCGUUUUUCUUUUCCCUUUCUUUUUUUCGCCCCCCUUUUGUUAUUUUUUGUUUUUUCAUUCCCACUUUUUCUUUUUUCUUCUUUCUUUUUCUCCCUUUUUCUUUUUCUUCUUUUCGCACUGUCUCUUUUGUAUUUUUCUCCUUUUCUUUUCUCUUUCGCUUUUUAUCUAUCUAUCUAUCUAUCUCUCUCUCUCCCUCUCUCUCUCUCCUCUCUCUCUCUCUAUAUAUAUAUAUAUAUUUUCAAACAACCGAACCAUAA
This is a messenger RNA of Acanthosepion pharaonis, 1779 nucleotides long. Lineage: Eukaryota; Metazoa; Mollusca; Cephalopoda; Sepiida; Sepiidae. The record is from the annotation of a GenBank genome assembly.